GCAGUCGAUCGCCAGGUGUGUGUAUUGACACGGAGUGUGUGAUCAUCGCGUCUACAGUGGCAGACUUUAAGAAGUGAUGGCACUAAGAAGAGCACUGCAUUUUGUUUUUAAAGUAGGAGAUAGGACCAAAACAGCCACUUUUUACAGGGAUGUGUUAGGAAUGAAGAUUCUACGUCAUGAAGAAUUUGAGGAGGGCUGCAAAGCAACCUGCAAUGGUCCAUAUGAUGGAAAAUGGAGUAAAACCAUGGUAGGCUUUGGACCAGAAGAUGACCACUUUGUUGCAGAGUUGACCUAUAAUUAUGGAGUGGGUGAAUAUCGCCUUGGCAAUGACUUUUUGGGUCUCACACUGCAGUCUAGUCAGGCUGUGAGUAAUGCUAAGAGGUUAAACUGGCCUCUAACACAAGUGGAAGAUUCUCUCUACAUGACUGAAGCCCCGGGAGGAUACCGUUUCUACCUUAUAGACAAGGAACAGCCAAACCGUGAUCCUGUCCAGAAAGUCUCCCUGGCAGUGUCUGAUCUACAGUGUUCUGUUCAUUAUUGGUCUGCUCUGCUGGGAAUGAAGGUUAUUGAGAAAAAUGAGGACAAAAAGAUUGCCGUAAUGGGAUUCUCAGAUAAUCAGUGUAAGCUGGAGUUACAGGACAUUGGAGGCGCUGUGGAUCAUGGAACUGCUUUUGGAAGGAUCGCGUUUGCUUGUCCUCGGGAUCAGUUGCCAGACAUUGAAGCCCUAAUGAAAAAAGAAAAGCAGAAAAUCCUCACCCCGCUUGUGAGUCUGGACACACCUGGAAAAGCCACGGUGGAAGUUGUUAUUCUUGCAGAUCCUGAUGGUCAUGAGAUCUGCUUUGUGGGCGAUGAAGCAUUCAGGCAGCUUUCUGCCAUGGACCCUAAGGGGAAUGAGUUACUGGAUGAGGCCAUGGCUGCAGAUAAGAGUGACGAGUGGUUUGCCAAACACAACAAGCAGAAGGCUUCAGCAUAAACAUGUCUGCCAUCAUUGAAACUGCUUGAAAAGAUUUUUGUUAUUAUACAUUAUCAGUGGUUCAUUAAUGGUGAUCAGUUUUAUUUUAUGAAAACAACAUUAACUUUAUCAAGGACCCCACGAAAAAAAAUCUUUCUGCUUUUGGACAUGGUGAAAAAUAUGUAUAUUUGUGUAAGUACAAAAAGUAAUUCUUCACGAUUAUGUUGUUAUAUUCUCUUGAAAGUGUAAAUAGGUUUGAUAAAUAAAGAGGAUAAUCAGGAAGUGUAAUGUUACAAAUAUUAAGUGAGUAUUAAAAUGAACAUUUCCUGCC
Messenger RNA from Labeo rohita (rohu), 1283 nucleotides. RefSeq names its product glyoxalase domain containing 4 (gene glod4). Lineage: Eukaryota; Metazoa; Chordata; Actinopteri; Cypriniformes; Cyprinidae. The coding region runs from base 77 to 973 and encodes 298 amino acids. The record is from RefSeq and is a predicted model, not a curated record. The transcript is spliced from 9 exons.